Manis pentadactyla (Chinese pangolin) is the source of this 1218-nucleotide messenger RNA. It is a transcript of the gene SH2D1B, whose product is annotated as SH2 domain containing 1B. Lineage: Eukaryota; Metazoa; Chordata; Mammalia; Pholidota; Manidae. The transcript is spliced from 4 exons. The record is from RefSeq and is a predicted model, not a curated record. Bases 125 to 532 code for a protein of 135 amino acids.
UCUUGUGAAGCUGGCCUGUUCCACCGAGCAAUCUCAUCUCACUCCCACCAGCCUGAGGAGAAGGAGGUACUCCCACUGUCCCCCCUCAGAGCCAUCCUUGGGCUUGAGGCUGGAUUUCAGGGGCAUGAGAGAGCUCCCCAUGGAUCUACCUUAUUACCACGGCCCUCUGUCCAAGCGAGACUGUGAGACCUUGCUGCUCAAGGAAGGGGUGGAUGGCAACUUUCUGUUAAGAGACAGCGAGUCUAUUCCAGGAGUCCUUUGCCUCUGUGUCUCGUUUAAAAAUUUCGUCUACACAUACCGAAUCUUCAGAGAGAAACAUGGGUGUUACAAUAUACAGACUGUGGAAGGCGCUCAAAAACAGCUCUUUCCAAACCUAAAGGAAUUGGUCGCCAGAUUUGAAAAACCAGAUCAAGGGCUGGUGGUCCCCCUUUUAAAGCCAAUAAGGAAACCCAGCCCCUACCUGAGAUGGAGAAGACCGAAGAUUCAGUUGGAGGAGAACAGUAACGAGGACUAUGUGGAUGUCUUGCCUUGAAGAUAAGGAGACAGGACCAAGCGGUUAGAGAAGAGAUGGGUGACAGCUCUCCCUGGCCUCCCUGCCUCUCCUGCAGGUGGAGGUCUGGGAGGCCGAACCCUAGGGGACAGCUCAGAUGCUGCGGGUCCAGGAAACGGAAGAUGCUCUGUCCACCAGCCUCGGAGGACUCCCUCCCCAGGUGCCCACCUCCCAGGCAUACCCCGCGAGCAGCUUCGAGUCCCUCUCCCCUCUCUCCUCUCUCUUGGAAGAGAACAGCCUGAACCUGUUCUCCCUGACGUGCUACAGGCACCGCCACUAACUAUGCCACAGUUGACACCCGCCCCCGGCCAGGCACCCAGGGGGGCAGCGUCACACGGAAGAGCGGGCAUGAGGCACACGUUCCAAUCCACAGCUGUGUGACUCUGCACGCACCGCCUCCCCUGCCCAGGUCUCUGUCUCUCCAUUUAUAAAACAAGCGGCUGGCAGGGUGGUGCACACUGCCCCCGCCUCUCUGCUGGGCCCGGUGUGCGUGGUGGCGCCGGGAGGCCUGGAGCGAUGGACAUGCGCACAGGGACGACCAGCGAGGUGUCAGGGGCCCCGUCCCCCAAACGGCCAGCCGGGCCUCUGCACCCACGGAGCUGGUCCUGGCCGUUGGGGGGGGGGCCCUGCCCCUGCCCCACCCAUGCACCCUUCUCCCUCCAGCCUGG